Molecule: messenger RNA, 2440 nt
Organism: Entrophospora sp. SA101
Lineage: Eukaryota; Fungi; Glomeromycota; Glomeromycetes; Entrophosporales; Entrophosporaceae
Source: the annotation of a GenBank genome assembly
UGAAGAAGGUGAUAUAUAUAAAGUGACUCUUGAUUGCGAGGACGAUAAGGUAAAAGCUAUUAAAAUAAAAUAUUUUGAUACUGUACCUGUUGCGGUAUCAUUAUGUAUACUUAGAGCUGGUUUUUUGUUUGUAGCUACUGAAUUUGGAAAUCCUCGGCUAUACUCUUUUACAAGUCUUGGUGAUGAUAAUGAUGAACCAGAAUGGUCUAGUAAAGAUUUUAUGGAUACUGAUACUGAAGCACCAGUAGCAUAUUUUAAUCUUAGAGAAUUACAAAAUUUAGAAAGGGCUGAUGAAUUAGAAAGUUUAAAUCCAUUAAUUGAUGCUAAAGUUCUAAAUCUUAUGGAUGACGAUACUCCUCAAAUAUAUUCUUUGUGCGGCAGGGGAGCAGGUUCAACUUUUAGAAUCUUGAGAAAUGGCUUAGAAGUAUCUGAAAUGGCUGUUUCAGAAUUACCAGGAAAUCCUAAUGCUGUAUGGACCACCAAACUUAGAGCAGAAGAUGAAUUUGAUGCUUAUAUAAUAGUUUCAUUUGUGAAUGCUACAUUGGUAUUAUCUAUUGGCGAGACUGUGGAAGAAGUUACAGAUACAGGAUUUCUUGCAUCAACACCUACUUUAGAUGUCCACCAACUUGGUAAUGAUGCAUUACUUCAGAUAUAUCCUCAAGGAAUAAGACAUAUUAGAGUUGAUCGUCGUGUUAAUGAAUGGAAAACUCCUGGUAAUAAAACAAUCGUCAAAGCAGCUACCAAUAAACGACAAGUCGUUAUAGCCUUGACUGGUGGUGAAUUGGUUUAUUUUGAAUUGGAUAGUCAAGGACAACUGAAUGAAUAUCAGGAACGUAAGGAAAUGUCAGCAAAUGUGUUAUGUUUAAGUAUUGGUGAGGUUCCUGAAGGAAGACAACGUUCAAGAUUUUUGGCUGUAGGUUGUGAUGACAAUGCUGUAAGAAUUCUUUCACUCGAUCCAGACAAUACUUUAGAAAUACUUAGCACACAAGCUAUUAGUGCCUUACCACAAUCAUUAGUCAUUAUUGAAAUGAUGGAUAUUGGAACGGACGCUUCUCAUGGAACUCUAUAUUUAAAUAUAGGUUUACAAAAUGGUGUUUUGUUAAGAACAGUUUUGGAUACUAUAACUGGAGCUUUAACGGAUACAAGACAAAGAUUUCUCGGAGCACGUCCUGUCAAAUUGUUUCAAGUUACAAUACAGGGAGCUCCAGCUGUACUUGCUUUAUCGAGUCGACCUUGGUUAAGCUAUACUUUUCAAUCCAGACUACAUCUAACACCGCUUUCUUAUGACAUGCUUGAAUACGGUUCAAAUUUUACUUCACCGCAAGUACCUGAAGGUAUAGUUGCUAUAUCAGCCAACACAUUAAGGAUAUUUGCUGUAGAGAAAUUGGGCACUGUGUUCAAUCAAGUAGCUAUACCGCUCAAAUACACGCCACGUCAUUUUGUUCUUCAUCAAAAUUCAAGAAACUUUGUAAUAAUUGAAAGCGAGCACAAUACUUACUCGCCUACCGAAAGAAAAAAGUUAAUAGAAUCAAAAAUCAAUGCUGGUACAGAAGUAAACGAAAGUAUCUUUGAUUUGCCACAAGAAAUUUUAGGAUUACCUAAAGCUGAAGCUGGUAAAUGGGCGUCUUGUAUUCGUGUUGUGAAUCCAUUUCAGAGCGAAACUAUGUCAGUGAUUGAACUUGAAGAUAACGAGGCAGCUUUUAGUGUUGCAACAGUAAAUUUCCAUGGUCAUAGCGAGGUAUUCCUUGUGGUUGGUGCUGCCAAAGAUGCAAAUUUAGCACCAAGAACUUGUUCUUCUGGUUUUCUUUAUGUUUAUCAAUUUGUAGAUAAUGGAAACUCGUUAAAAUUAAUUCACAAAACAAUAUGUGAUGAUAUUCCUUUAGCAUUAUUAGGAUUUCAAGGAAGACUUUUAGCUGGUGUUGGGAAAGCACUUAGAAUUUAUGAUUUAGGUAAAAGGAAACUCUUACGAAAAUGUGAAUCAAAGGGCAAUAGAAUUAUUAUUUGUGAUGUUCAAGAAUCAAUUCAUUAUGCAUCAUAUAGACAACACGAUAAUCGAAUUAUUAUUUUUGCUGAUGAUACUACACCACGUUGGAUCACUACCACAACAAUGUUAGAUUACGAUACAAUUGCUGGUGGUGAUAAAUUCGGAAAUUUCUUUAUUGAUAGAUUACCAGCCGAGACUAGUGAAGAGGUGGAUGAAGAUCCUACUGGUAAUAAGAUUAUGUAUGAAAAAGGAUAUCUUAUGGGUGCGCCUCAUAAAGUUACUAUGAUAGCUCAUUAUCAUGUUGGUGAUAUUAUCACAUCUAUUCAUAGAACCAAUUUGGUAGCAGGUGGUCGUGAAGUCCUUGUAUACACAGGUAUAAUGGCUGAUGAAUUGGAUCGUACACCUGCAGAAAUUCAAAAAAAGAUUGAAGAUAUGAGAGUGAUGGCUGCUUUUUAA